Messenger RNA from Microplitis mediator, 2563 nucleotides. RefSeq names its product peroxisomal ATPase PEX6 (gene Pex6). The transcript has 4 exons. The record is from RefSeq and is a predicted model, not a curated record. Lineage: Eukaryota; Metazoa; Arthropoda; Insecta; Hymenoptera; Braconidae. Gene Ontology annotation, molecular function: ATP hydrolysis activity; ATP binding. The coding region runs from base 16 to 2466 and encodes 816 amino acids. Gene Ontology annotation, cellular component: cytosol; peroxisomal membrane. Gene Ontology annotation, biological process: protein import into peroxisome matrix.
AUUUUAUUUUAAAAAAUGACAUUUAAAGUUGAUAAUAUUUAUUUAAAUACAUUAUGGUAUUUAACAAGUACUUUAAUGAAAAAAAAUAAUGAUUAUUUACUGUCAUUUAUUUAUUUACAUUACGUAGCAAUAAAAUUUUUAAAACUUAAAAAUACGAAAGUGAAAAUAGAAACAUUAAAUGACAGUAAUUUUAAAAGUGUUGUUGAAAAAUAUUAUUGUAACAAAUCGUAUAUUGACUUUACAUCAUGUGCGAUUGGAGGAAUAAAUUCCUUGGUGUCUUCAGAAUCUACAUGGAUAAACAUUUGUUCUUUAAAAACGUAUAAAAAAUAUAAAAUACUGGUACUGCCAUUGGAAAAUGUGGAAAAUAAAUUAUUUUUAUCGGAAACAACAUCAUUUAAUAUUAAAAAUCUACUGAAAGAUUCAUCUUAUUUCAUAAUGCCAGCAUAUGAAAAUAAUUUUGAGUGGGCUGAAGAAGUUAAAGUAUCAAUUAUGUCAAAUGAUGACUGUUCUGAUGAUUUGAUAGAUAAUUUAUUAAAAAACUAUUUUUCAAAUCCACGAUACUUGAGGACAAAUGACGUUUUUAAAAUUAGAAUUAAGGAUUAUGGAGAAAAAUAUGUUUUUACAUUAAAAAAUCCACAGUUGACUGAUUUAUAUUUUAAAGUUAAUAGUAUAAAAGUAAAUGAUAAGUAUACAUAUAGAUCUUGUUAUGUAUUUUGUGAUAAAUCUACACUUAUACAAGAAACCAAAGUUUCUGGGUAUCUUCCAGAGUCGAAGAAAUUAUCAAUCGUUGACGACAGUAUUACAAAUGUUUAUGAAGAAAUUCAAAAAAAUAGAAUAUAUAAUUUUCCAUUAUCAGUUUAUCGACCUUUUGAAGAACUCAAAGCUUCGAUACUUCCAUUUAUGAUUACUGAUAAUUGGAUGGGGAUAAAACCGAUAUUUUUGGUAAAAGGAUCUGCUGGAUGCGGGAAGUACAGAUUAAUUAAAACGCUAUCACAACAAAUGGGUUUUAAUUUUUUAAAUAUUGAUUGCAAUGACAUUCAAACACUAUCAGUUUCGCAAACGGAAACUAGACUUCGUAUUGGUUUAAAUAAUGCUCAAAAUUCAGCACCGUGUAUUCUCAAAUUAAGUAACAUAGAUGUUUUUGGGAAAAAUUCCGAAGGUAAAAUUGAUGAGAGGAUAACAUCAAAUUUUACGGAACAAUUAAAUAAUAUUUAUAAAAUAAAAAUGAAGUAUCCAUUAAUAAUAAUAGCAACAUCUGAAGACAGUGAAAUUCCUUGUGAUGUAAAUCGUAAUUUUAUUCAGACAAUUACAAUAGAUUACUUUACUCAAGACGAGAGAACAGAAUUGAUUGAAUGGUUUUUAAAAAGCCGUAAUAUUAAAUAUGAUGUUGAUUUAACUAAAAUUUCUGGAAUGUGUUCAAAUUACCUUAUGAAUGAUAUUGAAAGCUUAACAAAUUAUGCAGCAACGAACGGUUAUAAAUUAAUAUCAACUAACGAAAGCAGUACAGUUAUAAAUGAAAAUGAUUUUAUUGAUGCUUAUGAUUACAUGCAAUCAACAUUUUCUCAACAAAUUGGAGCUCCGAAAGUACCUGAAGUACAUUGGGAAGAUAUAGGUGGUCUUGCUAAUUUAAAAGAUGAAAUAAUUCGUAGAAUAGAGAUACCACUAUUACAUGGAGUUGAUAUUGAACGUUCUGGUAUUUUGCUUUACGGACCACCAGGAACUGGCAAAACUUUAUUGGCGAAAGCUGUUGCUACUGAAUGUAAAUUAAACUUUUUAUCAGUAAAAGGACCAGAAUUACUGAAUAUGUAUGUUGGACAAAGUGAAAAAAAUGUAAGAGAUGUAUUUGAAUUGGCACAAACAGCAUCACCAUGUAUUAUAUUUUUUGAUGAAUUGGAUGCGUUGGCACCAAAUCGAGGCCGUAGUGGUGACAGUGGUGGUGUUAUGGACAGAGUGGUGUCUCAAUUACUUGCUGAAAUGGACGGUCUUGGUAGUUGCUCAGAUACAUUUAUUAUUGGUGCUACAAAUCGACCAGAUCUUAUUGAUUCAGCCCUUUUACGUCCUGGAAGAUUUGAUAAAUUACUCUACGUUGGAAUAUAUUCCGACUAUGAAUCACAAUUGAGUGUUUUAAAAGCCAUCACACGUAAAUUUGACAUGUCAAAUGAUAUUAGUAAAGAUUUAGGUAGUCUGGUAAAAUUGCUACCAUCAAAUUUAACUGGUGCUGAUUUACAUUCUGUUUGUUCUAAUGCUUGGCUGAAUGCAACACGUAAAGUCAUAAAAACUUGUGAAAAAUAUCUUAAUAAUGACGAAAAAAAUUCUAAUGAUUUUAAAAAACCACAAGGACGUGUCACUGUUUCAUUAGAUGAUUUUGUUGAAGCUGUCAAGUCACUAGUACCUUCCGUCAGUGAACAAGAAUUGAUACGUUACGAAAAACUUAACCAAGAAUUAACUUCCAAACAGUUUAAAUAAUAAUUUUAAAAAUUGUCAAUUGUAUUUAAUAUUUUUUUAUCCUGCAUUAAUGUAAUAAUUGUAAAUAAUGAUAAUUAUUUGUAUAAUCAAUGAUAUG